Bombina bombina (fire-bellied toad) is the source of this 6355-nucleotide messenger RNA. It is a transcript of the gene FAABTP, whose product is annotated as transmembrane protein 19. Gene Ontology annotation, cellular component: membrane. Lineage: Eukaryota; Metazoa; Chordata; Amphibia; Anura; Bombinatoridae. The record is from RefSeq and is a predicted model, not a curated record.
GCUUUCUCUGUGCAAGUGUGCAUUUGAUCAGUGGCUCGGGUUUGUUUUUUGUAUACAGGUGUCUCCUGCUAGUGGAGAUGGAUAACAGACGGAAGUCAAGGCAGCUGAAAUGUUAUAGUCAGGCACUCUGUUAGACUGUCCUCAUGCUUUUUAUUCAAGACAACCUCUACAAAGAAUCUGUAAAAAUGAUGAUGAACAUUGUCCUUUUGUGUAUGAUCCUCUGCAUAUCGUUGUCCUUCUGGAUAAUAUCUAUUACUGCAAGUACAUAUUACGGCACACUAAGGCCCAUCUCUCCUUGGCGUUGGUUGGUAUCUGUAGUAAUCCCAGUUAUCAUUGCAUCUCAUGGAUUAAAAAGAAAAAGUUUGGAUCAUAGCGGUGCCCUUGCAGGGUUACUUGUUGGCUUCAUCUUGACUGUUGCCAAUUACAGCUUUUUUUCAGCUUUGCUUAUAUUUUUCUUUACUUCCUCCAAACUCACUAAAUGGAAAGGAGAUGUUAAGAAGCGCUAUGAUUCUGAAUAUAAAGAAGGUAAUUUAGUCUUUUAACUGCAACUGUGACAAAGGAAUUGGGUGCAAGUUUUCUGUAAUGGCGUCCCUACAGAGUUGGCUUUGCUGUACAUGGUAGAAAAUGGUCCUGGGGAAAUACCUAUUGACUUUUCCAAUGAAUACACUGCAUCGUGGAUGUGCUUAUCACUACUGGGAGCAAUCGCUUGCUCAGGCGGGGGAACAUGGGCUUCAGAGAUAGGUCCUGUACUGAGUAAAGGUGCACCAAGGUUAAUAACUACCUGGGAAAAAUGUCUUUUUUUUCCUUUUAUAGGUACCAAUGGAGGUGUCACUCCAGUAGGUCUCAUUGCAAGUCUUCUCGGCGGACUGUUUGUGGGUGUAGCAUAUUUUCUAACUCAGCUUAUGUUUGUGAAUGAUGUUGGACCAUUGCAGCCCCACAGUGGCCAAUUGUUAAUUUAUGGUGCAAUGGCUGGUUUACUUGGAUCUGUAAUAGAUUCCUAUUUGGGUGCAAUCAUGCAAUUUCCAGGUUACGAGGAAAAUACAGGGAAGAUUGUCAAUCAACCAACCACUAAUUCAAAGCUUAUCUCUGGGAAACCUAUUUUAGACAAUAAUGCUGUGAAUUUAUUCUCAUCCAUACUUAUAGCUAUACUUCUCCCUGGAGCUGCAUGGAGUUUUUGGCCAAGAGCCUGAACUACAUUAAUUCUUUUGAAAUAAAUCUAAAAAAACAUAGUACUUAAUGAGAAAUAAUCAGUGCAUGUUAUGAAGAGUUAUGUGAUAUGGGACACUGGUUAUUUCCCUAUAUAAAUAAUGUCAAGCAAUCGUAUCAAUUCUCUGUCAUUGGCUUGCAUUGUAGUUGCCUGUUCUAUAUAUUCUAUAUGAAAUUGACAAAAAAAAUAAGCGGGCAUUAUUGCAUUACGUUUGAAGAAAGAACUGUUUACAUCUCUUAUUGACAAAUUAUCGCACUUAAUCGUCUGCAUUUGUUUUAAAAUGUUAAUGUUUGUAGAAAUACCCUUUAAAAAAGUACUAACCACUUCAUUGGGUUAGGUUUUGUAUUAAGCUUAAAAUGUAUACAAGGAGUUAAUUUUAUUAAUUUAAACUUAGGGCGCCAUUUUUCGUUCACUAGUGAUAUAGAACAAAAGAGCUCUAUUUUUUACAUAAAAUAGCUUUGUAUUUUUUUUAUGUUCACUAUUGUUAAUUAUAGCUAGUAAAAACCGUAGAUCAGUCCAUUCCUUCACUGUUUUUAAAACCUUGUUUUAUUUAUAUAAUUAUUAAAAGAAAAAUAUAGGUAAUGGUUAAUUAGAUAAUUUGUUCAUUCACUUAUUACACAGCAUGAUGACCUAUGUUUUCAAAUUCAUAUAAUACAUGCAGAAAAAUUAUUCAGUAAUGUUUGUCGAGCAUUUGGCUCUCACUUUAUCUAACUUGUGUAGCAUUAAAUAAAAUACAAUAAUGGGUAAGAAAGUUAAAUAUAAAAAGUAAAAAAUUAGUGAUAGCCGUUCUCACAUUUUUAAAUGUAUAUAUUUUUUUUUUUAUUAUUCCUGUAAAAUCACAGAAAUGUUAUACUGCAUCUUUGUCUAGCGGACAUUACCAUGCAACACUUUUAGACAUUCUAUGUGUGCCUCAACUUUACAACACACAGCAUUCUCUUAUAUUUAUUACUUUUUUCUAUAUAUGCUGAAGUAAGAAAUAUAUAGGACAUAAUAAGAAUUCUUAAUUCUAUAUAGAACUUGGACUUGGAUUUUUCAUACUAUGGUGGUAUAAUUUCACUGACUAUAUAUUAUAACUUCCUAAAGAUCUAGGAUAACCCUGCUCAAGUUCCCUUUCUGUUAUUCUGUUGCAUUAAAUGAUGCAACACCAUGAACAAGUAAAUCAAGUUAUUAAUCCUGGUUGUAAAAAUCUUAUUAAUACUGUGUACUGUAACUAUGGAGUAUCUCUGAUUUCACUCCGAAAUUUCAUAUAGAAGAGGCCUGAAGCAAUUUCGGUUGAGCAUUUUAUCAUUUGUGUAGUUGAUAGAUGGCCAUUUUGCUAACUUUAUUUGUACUUCACUUGGGUUGCCUAAAGACAGAAAAAAAGAAUCCUGUACAGUUCUCAGCAAAAAUGUUUCUGAGCCACUUUCUGAAACCGUGCAUUCCACUGGUGUUGGACUGUAAUGUACUGAGUCCUAACUAAAGGUACAAUUAUUCCACAAAGUUUUGCACGCCUUGACUUGAGAAUAAACUUUUUGAGAUGAUUCAACUCCAAAACGUACUCCCUUAAUAUAUACACUUACCUCUGAUAUAGUGUAACAAUGUGCUCCUCUAGGGGACAGGGUUGCAUAUCUGAAUGGAGAGGAGGGAACCUCCAUUUUAGGUAGGUGAGAGGUGAUACAGGCAAGUUUGAGAAUUGGAAAGAUUCUGCAGGAAGCAGUUCAGUCAGGCUAAGCUAGCUAGUGGUCAGUUUUUUUGCACCCUACUCUAUCUUCCUUGGUGGAGAAACGGCAGAUGGCACCUUUCAGAUGAUCUUGACAAAGUUGAUUGCAUUUAAUCUAAUCUCUGCUGCAGAGGAUGGAGAGAAGAGCAUUGACCUUCAGUAAGGAGAACCAUGCCUCCAGAGUUCCUUAAUCUGUAGAUGACAUUGCACAGCAUUCUAAGCCAGGAAUUCUGUCAUUCCAUAUUUGUUCCAAGUUUGUUUGUUUUUUACAUUUUGCAGCAUUUUUUUUAUCUUUUACCAUUAAGCUUUUUUUGUUUACAAUCUGUGUCAAUCUUUCCACAACAUUCACAUAAUUUUGUUUUUUUCUUUGCAGCACAUUAUGGUAUUUCACCGUUUAAUAAUUGUUUGGUGCAAUGCUCAUCUUUUCAGUUAGGUGUUUUCUAAUUGUAUGUAAGCAUCUUGCAAUGUUUCAUACAUCUGGUGUGCUACCUGGAUUCUUCUUAUGGAGAGACUGCUGGAAUCUGAAUUUGUCUUUGUUUCUGACUUUGUGUAUUAUUUGAAUUGUGUUACUGGACUCUUACUUUGCCAUUGUUCCUGAACUCUGUGUGGCCUGGUUUGUUACUGAUCACACUUCUGAUUAUCUUCUUCCCUGUAUUCUGAAUUGCAUCCUUGACUCUGAAUCUUUUGCUAUCCCUGUAGCAGUAUUUAGUUGCCUAUAUAGUAUCAGGUUGCUGAAUUGUUGAGGGCAACUUGUUGCUAUAGGUCCUCUAGGUUUUUAUUUGAUUGGAGAAUUAAAGAAAAUAUAUUUUAAAGAUACUUUGUGGAAUAAUUUUUUCUUCCAAUCAAAAUAUUGCUGGAAGCUGCAAAGGAAAUCGCAAACCAUGAGUGAGUGAUAAGGAAAAUAUGUUAUAAUUUUCCAUGGAUGUUUCCUAAAGUUAUUUAGUAUUUGCACUUAUGUUUUAAGGAAGAGUUUCAAGAGUUCUGCUAUAUUAUCCUUUUUAAUGGUGAUGAAAUUAGGGGAACUCCUAAACAUUUUGUGUUAUUGGCAUGGUAUAAGAAUGGAAUAAUUUUUAAGAAAUUGGUAGCAGUUAGUCCCUUUGUAUAUUGGCAUACAUUUGUAGUUGGUUAAUAUCACCUUUUGUGCAUCCUUUAGGGUGCAUGAAGAAUGCUAGGUUAAUAUGGGUCUACAGUAGCACUUCUUAAAAUGUGUCUGCUUUUUUAAAUUACCGUUCGCUCAAUACAAAUCUUAAUGUUGGGGGCAUAUGGGUGGGUUAUGUGUUUCAAGAUAGAGGGAAGUCUUUGCUGAAAAAACAUGUUGGGCUAGGCAAAAAGGGGUCAAACCACAAUGUACUUUAAAUCGACACAUCCUUGGCUUGCUUAGAAGAGGUGUGGUUAGAAAGUAUUUAAUUUUUUUGUCACAAGGUUUUAACGGUGUCUUAAUUAUUCUAAUCUUAAUUUGGUUUUCCUAGUUUCUUGAGACUUUUAAUUAGAAAUUGAUGGAAGCAUGUGAGGCCAUCUUUUUAGCCCUUCAUUGACUAAGCUUUAAGUUGCACUGGUAGGAGUGGUUCUUAAAGAUUAAGAUUAAAUGAUUAUUAGCUAAUGAUGAUUAUUGAUCCAGAAUGCACAUCACUGCAAUUUUAUUCCUUUGAUCAGGUGGUACAGCUGAUAAGGGUUUCUAGAAAUAGAGUAUUGAUAGUGGUAGCUGACAUUGAGACUGACUUUUGUUACCUGUCUGAUUAUUUGAUAGCUGACUAGGAUGGUACUUCUAAGAUGUGUUCUGCGUUGAUAUUUGGCUUCAUAUCAGUUGUUCUACCUUGUUUACCUGAUGCAACUGUGGUUCAUUUUUAUAAAAAAAUUUGUUUUGUUUUCUUUAUUUUUCUUAAGGUUCACCAUUGCAAUAGUGGUUGGUAGGCCAUUCCUCCAUGUGGUGAGCAAGUAGGAGAGCAGUAAGGAAUGAUGGGCUACAUCUGGAACUAUUCUGGCUACAAUUUAGAGGGUUAAGAUGGCAGCACGUAUUGCAUAAAUUAAUUUGUAUGCUAAUUUGUUUGGCCCAUCUCAAAAAUGAUUUAUUCAUGCAGUUUGCAGUGAUUUAAUUUGUGUUUGUUUUUGUUUUUUAAAUUUAGAAGGAACUUGUUAGAUUCAUUAAGUAGGAUUUAGGAAUAUUAUUAAGAUCUAGUUUUCACGGGUAAUUAUGUUCAAAAUACCUGUGUGUCACUGGAGCUUAGCUAGUUACCUUGUGAGAAAGUUAACAAAUGUAUGUCUAGAUUAUUUAAUACAUGGGGAAGGGGUAGCUUUAAUGCUUAGAUGGUUUGAUAGGGAAGGUAGGAAAGUAGUGCACAACUGGAUGGAGGUGACAAGAAUGUGCCAGAGGAGCUUGCCCAGAGAGGGGUAUGAGGCUUACUUUGACAAGGUUGUUACUGAUGGGCACUAAUAGGGUGGUUACUCCCAGUUUGUUGGGAUCCCAGCCUACAAAUAAAUUACCAUUAUACCAUAACAUGGAAGUGGUUCUUUUCUCACUCGCUAAUAAAGUUGUGGCCUUUGCUGUACCUAAGCCUAGUUGUUUUUUUAUUUGUGGGUAGAUUAGGGAACUGGGGUUUAUUAGAGGGCUGAAUUCAGAUCAAAUUGGUCAAGCACAGAGAACAGGCAGUGUUGCACCACUUAAAGGGACAGUACACUUGAGAUUUCUAAAAAAACAUUUUUCUUUUUAGUUUUCUGUAAUGAAACAACCUUGCAAUAUACUUUCAUUAUUUAAUUUUUCUUCUUUUCAUGUAAUUCAACUCUGAAUUGAAGGGUUUUGUCAUUCUCAGAAUGCCCAUAAAUGAGCUUUUAAUGGCAUGAAAUAUUUUAUAUUUGCUUCUGUAAUGUUAUCUGAUAAAAAAACAAAUUUAAUCAGUUAUGUAUAUUGUCUUAUUAAAGUCCGAAAUGAAUGUUUUAGUUGAAGGCUAAAGAAUGUGAAUGUAACGGAUAAAAUGUUUAGUACACAGCUGGUAGCUUUGUUAAUGAAUAAUCAUUGGGAUGUGAAGAAUGUUGCAAACUAUUGAUUAGUGGAGCAUAAGUUAUAUGUAUAUACCAACUCUUGGGAGCGAUGCAGGGGCUAACCUGAUAGGACCCAAAAACAUGCUACCUCCAGCACCAUACGGAAGGAGAGUUGUGACCCUUGAUUAAUUGUCUGUUUAUGCACAGUUACCUUUGCUGGUCAUACUCAAGCCUUCCCACUGACUUUGUUUUAUUUCUGCCAUUUUGCAUACACUUAAACAGUUUUAUCAUUGGUUAAAACAAUUUAUUAGUACUGCUAUUUACUGCUAUUUACAGUGUUCAAUUUUUAGAUUUGUUGUUUUCACAGAUUGGAAUGUUUAGGUAAUGUUUACUCUUUAAUGUAUCAUUUUUCAUUUAUUAAUUUCAAUAAAUUAUGAUUUAUUUCUAAUAAAUUCCCAUGCUUUCUUAUAAAA